Messenger RNA from Sphaeramia orbicularis (orbiculate cardinalfish), 3732 nucleotides. It is a transcript of the gene card11, whose product is annotated as caspase recruitment domain family, member 11. Gene Ontology annotation, biological process: regulation of apoptotic process. Gene Ontology annotation, cellular component: cytoplasm. Lineage: Eukaryota; Metazoa; Chordata; Actinopteri; Kurtiformes; Apogonidae. The transcript is spliced from 25 exons. Gene Ontology annotation, molecular function: CARD domain binding. Bases 236 to 3721 code for a protein of 1161 amino acids. The record is from RefSeq and is a predicted model, not a curated record.
GCCACAGGUCCCCCACGCGCCUCCGUGUAUCUCUGAAACUCAUCUGGAUAAAUGGACACAACCUGAGUCUGUCGGGUUUCGUCGGUGAAGCAUCCAAUUUCGCUCUUUUAUUUAUUUUUUACUCAAAAAGACAAGAAAAUAGCAACAAAACAAAUAGAGUAAACAGGUUACCACGCCUACGGGCUUCAUUUUAAACUCUUCGGACUAAACUCCGCCGCAUCUCAGGGUGUAAGAGAUGGAAAACGGGACAGCUUCGUUACUCGAAGAUGUGGAUGCGAUGUGGGAUAAGGUGGAUUGCAAACGCUAUGACCUGUGUCGCAUCAUUUCCCCGGCAAAGGUCACCCCUUACCUCCGCCAGUGCAAAGUCCUGGACGAACAGGAUGAGGAUGAGAUUCUCAACUCGCUGCGGCUGGCCACAAAAGCAAACCGCACAAGCCGUCUGCUUGACAUCCUCCAAACUAAAGGAGAGCGCGGGUACGUGGCGUUUCUGGAGAGUCUGGAGUUUUACUAUCCUGACCUGUACAAGCUGAUCACCGGCAAUGAACCCACACGCCGCUUUUCCACCAUCGUUGUGGAAGAAGGACAUGAAGGUCUGACCCACUUUCUGAUGAAUGAGGUGAUGAAGCUGCAGCAGCAGUCUAAAGUGAAGACUCUGCAGCAGGUGGAGCUCAGCAGGAAGAACUGCACGCUGGAGGAUGAGCAAAAGAAGCUCCGAUUGGCCAACCAGGAGCUACAGGCCAUCCAGCAGAGGUUCAACAAGUUAAAAGAAGAGAGAAACACCUACAAUGAUGAGCUGCUGAGAGUAAAGGAUGAAAACUACAAACUGGCCAUGAGGUACGCAGCGCUGAGUGAGGAGAAGAACAUGGCGGUGAUGAGAAGCCGAGACCUGCAGCUGGAGAUUGAUCAGCUGAAGCACAGGCUGAAUAAAGUGGAGGAGGAGUGUAACAUAGAGAGGAAGCAGAGUCUCAAGCUGAAGAACGACAUCGAGAACCGGCCAAAGCGAGAGCAGAUUUUUGAGCUGGAACGGGAGAAUGAGAUGCUCAAGCUCAAACUCCAGGAGCUACAGUCCAUCAUACAGCCUAGUCUGCUACCUACAACAGACAAAACCAUCUUUGACAUUUUGGAGCAUGACCGACUAGAAGCGCUUGAGGACAGACAGGACCUGGUCAACCGCCUCUAUAACCUCCAGGAGGAAGUCCGACAGGCAGAGGAACUGAGAGACAAGUACCUGGAGGAGAAGGAGGAGCUGGAGUUGAAGUGCUCCACACUGCAGAAAGACUGUGAAAUGUACCGUAACCGUAUGGACACCAUCACCAUCCAGUUGGAGGAGGUGGAGAAGGAGCGGGACCAGGCUUUUCGGUCCAGAGACGAGGCCCAGCAUCAGUCCUCACAAAGUCUCAUUGACAAAGACAAGUAUCGCAAGCAGAUCCGAGAGCUGGAGGAAAAGAGCGAUGAACUUCAUAUUGAAAUUGUUCGCAAAGACGCCAAGUUGGUCACACUGGAGUCUCGCCUAAGACGGAUAUCCAAGGACAUUGGUCUGGACCAGAGUCUCCCGAGGGACUUGCCGCCGAUGAUCAUCUCUCAGGGGGAGGGGUUUAAACCAGUCCAGGGCCAAUCAGAAUGGUCCAGUGACGAAUCCCCAGAGGAGAAGUUCUUUUCUGAAGAGCCUCGCCUCAAACGCAGACCAAACCUCAAAGCAGGGAACAGAGUAAAGUCUCCAGUCUUUGCACCGAAAGAUCUUCAUGCUAACUCAGAGGCGACUCAGUCUGCAGUCAAUGGAGACUUUCUGGAGAUUCACCCUAACCACAUCAGUAGCUCCCUUCCCUCUUCGCCCGUUUUCCCAGUGUCGCCCACGUAUCCGAACACCUCUGCUCAUCCAUGCUCCGCCUCCUCCCCAUCUCCCUCCCCUCUCUCGUUUGUGAUGCCUGAGGCGUGCACCAGGCCAAAUAUGUUGCGGUACCGUAAUGACAGCAUCUUGUCCACACUCCCUGAACCACCAGAAAAAGCCUCACUUUAUCGCAGGGAGAGAGAAAAGGAACACGACUUCUACCCCCGCAGCCAUUCUGACUUUGAUAGUGACAACCAGGAAACAGAAUUUGAGGAUGAAGUGCAGCGUGGUCCUCCUUCUGUCCACUCGUCGUCCUCCUCACAUCAGUCUGAGGGGAUGGACACUUACGACCUGGAGCAGGUCAACAGUAUCUUUAGGAAACUCUCCCUAGAAAGGCCAUUUCGUCCGUCUCUGUCCUCCUUCUCCAGAAUCAGCUCGUCCCUGAAGCCGGUGCAGGAGUUGUCGUUGCUAGGUGACAACCUGCUGAAGGACAUCACUCUAGUUGGUGGUAAUGACAGCGGGAUCUUCAUCUCAUCAGUCCAGCCGGGUUCCUUCGCAGACAGGGCCGGGCUACGGGAGGGCCACCACCUCCUGCUGCUGGAGGGCUCCAUACGUGGGGAGAACCAGAGUGUUUCAUUGGACACCAGUACUCAAGAAGAGGCUCACUGGACACUACAGCACUGCUCUGGUCCUGUAAAGCUGCACUAUCGAGCCAGCUUUGACUCUUACCGUCGCCUUCAGAGGGACCUUGCAGACGGUACGCUGUCUUCAGGGGACUCCUUCUACAUACGGGUCAACCUGAACAUUUCCGGCCAAUCAGACAGCUGCUCGCUGAGUGUGCACUGUGACGAGGUGGUCCACGUCCUGGAUACCAGGUACCAGGGCCGAUGUGAGUGGCUGUGUGCCCGCGUCGACUCCUUCAGCGGCUCUGACUUGACUGAACGUGGCACCGUACCCAGCAACUCACGGGCCAAGCAGCUGCUCUUGGUAAAAAUACAGAAGUUAGUGUGCCGAGGAGGGAAAGAAGAGAGUGAAACCAACCGCAACAUAAGGAACAAUUUGCAGCCUGAAGAAGUCAGUCCCUCUCCUGAUCCUAAAGCCAGCCCUCGCUUGUCAAGAGCCAGCAUCUUCCUCACUCAGAUACUGCAGUUUGUCAGCAGGGUGGAUAUCAAGUAUAAGCGAAUGAACAGCAAUGAGCGUGUGAGGAUCGUCAACUCAGGCGGCGCGACACUACCCAGACAAAGCUUCGAGAUACUCCGACCUGAAGACGCAGCCGACCCAGACAGUGACCUGAGUAGGAGUUUGAACCUGAUUCCCUACAGUACCGUCACCCCUCAGCGGACCCAGAGGAGGAGACCUGUCCUAUUCACUCCCACCCCUUUGGCAAAAACCAUUAUCCAGAAAAUACUUAACAUGGGGGGAGCCAUGGAAUUUAACAUCUGCAAACCAGACACCUUGUCCAAAGAGGAGUUUCAUCUGAAGCAGAAUGUGGAGCCGUUCAUUCACUACAAAGAGAAACAUGCGACAUUUGAAUGCAUCACCAGAGAAAACAUAGAGGCUGUAGCUGCAAAGGGCAAACAUUGUCUUCUGGAGGCUGAGCUGAGCUGUGUCAAAGAUCUCCUGAGAAGAGAAAUCUACCCAAUCAUCAUCUACGUCAAGAUCUGUGAGAAAAAUGUCAAGAAGUUACGGAGGUUGCCAUUGCGCGUGGAGUUGGAGGAAGAGUUUGUCAGGUUGUGUCGGGCAAAAGAGAAGGAGCUGGAGGGCAUUCCCUGCCUCUACGCCAGCCUGGAGCCUGAGGCCUGGGCGGGAACAGAAGACCUCAUCAAGGUCAUCAAAGACAGAAUACUGGAGGAGCAGAAGAAGACCAUCUGGGUGGAGCAGGACCUACUGUAGAAAAACACACA